Anastrepha ludens (Mexican fruit fly) is the source of this 1549-nucleotide messenger RNA. Its product is annotated as probable phosphatase phospho2. The transcript has a single exon. Gene Ontology annotation, molecular function: phosphatase activity. The coding region runs from base 312 to 1115 and encodes 267 amino acids. The record is from RefSeq and is a predicted model, not a curated record. NCBI's taxonomy places the organism in Eukaryota, Metazoa, Arthropoda, Insecta, Diptera, Tephritidae.
ACGAGCUUCCGUUUUAUACCAUCUCUGCGUUCUCUGUUUUCUGUUAUUAAAGCGUUCUGAAAAUUGAAUUAAGUAAUGUUAUUAAGUUGUUAGCUUUUAAUCCAAAGUAAAGGUCAAACUUGUGACCUCUAAAUAAAUUUAGAAAUUUCCUGGUGCAAAAAUUUCCCACCCACUCAUUCACACAUCUAUGCAAAACUAGGGGAGCGCAACCAUUAGAAAGUCAGCUGGUUGUUCGCAUUUACCUGACAGUCACCCACAAGCUUGGGAUGUUUUGCGUUUGAUUGUUUAUUCAAAAGUCAAAUUGCUCGAUUAUGGCAAACUGCAAGAUGCUUCCAAGAGUUUCACGCCGCUUGGUCGCUUUUGAUUUUGACUGCACUGUGGUGGAUGAUAAUACGGACACUGUUGUGCGUGACCUGUUACCAGUCGAUAAGUUUCCCAGUGAUACUAUUAUUCACAAACAAGGAUGGCAAGAAUACAUGGCUGAUGUUUUUCGACGCUUGCAUAAGCAAUGUUAUUCGCCACAAUCGAUUCGCGACAAAAUACGCGGCAUACCGGAAGUACCUGGUUUUGUGCGAUUGCUGAAGCGGCUGCAUCAAGCGCCGGAAAACAAAUACGAUCUAAUCAUUAUCAGUGACUCGAACACCAUCUUCAUAACAGAAUGGCUGGAGGCGCAUGGUCUGACAAAUUGUUUCGAAAGUAUAUUCACAAAUCCAGCAUACUUUGACAACGAUGGCUUGCUGCAUGUACGCCCCUAUCACCAUCAGACCGAAUGUAAAUUAAGCGCUUCUAACUUGUGCAAAGGUAAAAUAUUGGAACAUUUUGUGGCCAAACGAAAUUUGCGUGAUAAUACGCAAUACGAGCGCAUCAUAUACGUCGGUGAUGGCCACAAUGACCUGUGUCCAGUGCUGAAACUACGACAGGGCGACAUAGCUUGUCCACGGCGAGAUUUCGCGUUGGACAAAAAGAUUACAGCACACCGGGAUAAAAUGGAUUUGCGGGCGGACAUUAUUAAGUGGAAGAGUGGUUUUGAAUUGCUGAAACAAUUGGUGGAACGUGACGCCGCAUUGGAUGAUGGAGAUGCAGACGAGCCCAAGUCUGAGUCAACCAAACAGUAGAGUGUAAAUUGAUGACAACAAAAUUUGCAAUUUCACUAAUCUACGUAUGUCAACUCAAUACUAACAAGUGUCGUGGUGUGCCUAGUAUUAGCUCAAUUGCGUUUUAUUCCUCAAUGACUUUGUGUGCAUGAAUUGAAAUUUGACUUUGUGUACUUCUCAUUGCUGCAAUUAACAAAAUACUUCCCAUAACUGUAAUUUGUAUUUGUAAACAUUUGUGUAAGAAGUGUUAGAUGUGGGUGUAAAUAAAUUUGUGUAAUAUGUAUGUUUGUAAUGCUAGCAACAAAAGCAUUUUUUAUUGUACCUACUCACGGUACUAUAUUCAGAUGUGAAAGUAAAUAUAUUUUUUAGACGUUUCCGCAGCUCAUUAAAACUGCAUUAUUGCAUCAAUAAAAGAAUAAAAGUGAAAAAAAUAUAUAAAAAUAUAAAAAAACCUG